AUGUUCAGCUGGGCCAAGUCAACACUAGCCGCGGUUGCCGGCACCCAGGAGCCCGAAUACGGCCCCGAAGCCAUCCAGCCCGUGGGCAAGAAGGGUGGUGAGCCCGCCUACACGGAGCUGACCAAGAAGGACCUCAAGUGGGUGACGCUCGACUACACCAACGUCGAAACCCAAACCUUCUACCUCUUCACCGAUGCCGGCCACAAGGGCUUCCUGCAGGUCAUCUACAACAACGUCGCCGGCCUACGAGUGACCGUGCAGUUCAACUGCAAGCUCUUCUACCCCAACAGCGAGAAGCCUUUCCUAUGGGCAAGUGACCCCGUUUCAAACUACGGCUUCGACGAGGACCAGCAUUCCUUCUACGCCGACGGCGUCUCAAUCGAACUCUCCGAAGAUGGCAACGCAUACACCAUCAAGGCGGCUGUGAACGACAACAGCAUGGUCAACGUCAAGUUCACCAGGACUGCUCCUGGCUUCAUGGGCGGAAAGGACGGCACAACCAACUACGGCACCGAUCCGAAGGCGCCGUGGGGCUUCAUGCACCACCACUUCUGGCCGCGAUGCAGCGUCGAGGGCACCAUCAUCACCAAGGAGGGAGAGGUCGACGUCAAGGGUCGCGGCAUGUUGAGCCAUGCUGUCCAGGGAAUGAAGCCACAUCACGCUGCUGCGCGAUGGAACUUCGUCAACUUCCAAUCACCAUCAUACUCUGCCAUCCUCAUGGAGUUCACUACUCCCGCUUCUUACGCAUCGACUGUAGUCCGAGUCGCCGGAAUUGCAACCGAUGACAAACUUCUUUUCGCCAACACCGCAGGCGAUGUGAAGCACACCGAGAUCAAGCAAGACGAGACCGGCUGGCCGGAGCCUACCUCGGCGAGCUACCACUGGGUGGGAAAGACCGAGGAUGGCAAGGAAGUCACUGCAGACCUUUCUGGUGCUCUGGGAAAGACCAUCGACCGUGUCGAUGUUAUGGCUGAAGUGCCAGGUUUCAUCAAGACCAUCGUCGCAAGCGCAGCUGGCACAAAGCCGUACAUCUACCAAUAUGCGCCCAAGAUGACUAUCAAGGUCAAGGUUGGCGAUGAGGUCAAAGAAGAGGAGGGUACUCUGUUUACUGAGGCGACAUUCAUUUCCAGCAUGGUUAACGAAAGGCCCAGGCAGUUUGGCAGUCCAUCCCGCUACGCGUCAGCACCUCGGCCGCAAGCAACAGGAACAACUAUCUCUGCCUCACCAGCUGCUUCCAGAGCGGCAAGACUGGGGCUCGGGCUGGGUAAGGGCGCCGGCGGAAUAGGAAAAGGAAAAGGGCUGGGUAAGGGCGGACUCAAACGUCAUAUGAAAAUUCGGAAAGACAACAUAUACGGUAUUUCGAAGAACGAUAUACGUCGGUUAGCUCGCCGUGGCGGAGUGAAGCGCAUUUCGGCAACAACAUAUGAUGAUAUCCGUCAAGCUCUCAAGGAGAGGCUGCACCGGAUAUUGAAAGAUGUAUGCGCCAUCUUGGACUCAAGUGGGCGCCAAACUGUUACAGUCACUGACAUCGUCUUCACCCUUCGACGACUUGGUACUCCCCUUUACGGUUUCGAGCCCGCUUUCCUCAAUGUUCGCUGA
Alternaria burnsii is the source of this 1599-nucleotide messenger RNA. RefSeq names its product survival factor 1. Gene Ontology annotation, molecular function: DNA binding; protein heterodimerization activity; structural constituent of chromatin. Gene Ontology annotation, biological process: response to oxidative stress. Bases 1 to 1599 code for a protein of 532 amino acids. The record is from RefSeq and is a predicted model, not a curated record. The transcript is spliced from 9 exons. Gene Ontology annotation, cellular component: cytoplasm. NCBI's taxonomy places the organism in Eukaryota, Fungi, Ascomycota, Dothideomycetes, Pleosporales, Pleosporaceae.